AUGUUCGCCGCACGGCCAACAAUCGGCGUCGCGGCUGCGCGCACCGUCGCCACGGCCGCCAAAGCCGCACCGGCUCAGACUCGCUCCUUCUCUAUUCUUCCUCGCCUGCGGCCAACGUCUUUGACCUCCACCUCUGCCGUCUCCUUCUUCCGCUCGCCCAUUCUCUCCCAGAUCACAGCCGCAGCCCCGGCGCCAUCAUUACCAUCAGAUGUGUCCGCCACGGCCGACCUCGUCAGUCCUUCAUCCAUCUCCCGCCACCCAGCCCUUGCCGGCUUCGCCAGCCAGAUCCGCUGCGGCCCGCGCGCGACGAUGGCCUAUGCUACGCGCCUGAUUCAGAAGCGCCGCCACGGCUUCUUGAGCCGUGUACGCACCAAGGCCGGCCGCAAGACGCUGGCACGGCGGCGGACGAAGGGCCGUAAGCGGCUUGCAUACUAG
Sporothrix schenckii 1099-18 is the source of this 435-nucleotide messenger RNA. RefSeq names its product 60S ribosomal protein L34. The record is from RefSeq and is a predicted model, not a curated record. Gene Ontology annotation, molecular function: structural constituent of ribosome. Bases 1 to 435 code for a protein of 144 amino acids. Gene Ontology annotation, cellular component: mitochondrial large ribosomal subunit; ribosome. Gene Ontology annotation, biological process: translation. The transcript is spliced from 2 exons. NCBI's taxonomy places the organism in Eukaryota, Fungi, Ascomycota, Sordariomycetes, Ophiostomatales, Ophiostomataceae.